AUGAUGAGUGCAAACUUUGAGGAGCUGUUCUACAAUGUUUCCAAUGCAGUGGAAGAGUUAUUUUUGGAAGCGAAAACACGGAUUGCCACACAAACUCCUUCCGUAAGUCCCACAGGCCCUCAGGUAAUCAUCCAGCAACAACCGUUGAAAGCACCAAUUCCAUCUUUUGAUGGAAGCUAUGAUUCUUGGCCGAAAUUCAAGGCUAUCUUUCAAGACUUAAUGGCUAAUUCGGGGGAUACAGAUGCCAUUAAACUGUAUCAUCUCGACAAGGCGUUGACUGGAGAUGCCGCUGGAGUUUUAGAUGCAAAGAUUCCGAGUGAAGGCAACUAUCAGCAAGCUUGGGAAAUUUUAUCCGAUCGGUACGAGAACAAACGGGUACUAGUGGAAACUCACAUUCGUGGGUUGCUGAAUUUGAAGAAAAUGACAUCGGAGUCCCACAAGGAAUUGCGAGGAAUCAUCACCGAAGCCAAUCGACACGUCGAAAGUUUGCGCUACCUACAACAAGAAAUCACUGGAGUAUCGGAGCAUAUAAUUGUUUAUCUGCUUAUUUCUGCCUUGGACAAGGCAACUCGUAAGUCGUGGGAAGCCACUCAGAAGAAAGGCGAGCUGCCAAAUUACAAACAAGUCAACGAGUUCCUGAAAUCCAGAUGUCAGAUUCUAGAAAACUGUGAAGCGGCUUUCCAAACAGCACCUCCAAUUUUCAAAAGCAAGCAGCAACCAACGAAAGUUUUGCCACAGAAGAGCCACACCGUCUCGGCAAUGGCAAGCACACCACCGGUUCCGGCUGCUUCGAAUCAACCAUCCACAUCGAAGCAAAAGAUUCCUGCCAUCAUAGAGCCACCUGUGUCUACGACCUGUUCAUCCAACCUAGCCCAAGCGACCAAGACUGUUCUGCUGCUCACCGCAGUGGAUAGCGGAUCCCAAGUGAACUUUGUGACUGAAGAUAUGGCCAACCGUCUUGGUCUCCCAAAGAAACACGCCAACGUUCCGAUUGUUGGUAUCAACGCAUUGCGAUCCCACGCUCGGGAUAAAAUCACCUUGAAGUUCAAAUCCCGAGUUUCAAACUUCCAAGCAAGUCUCGAGUGCCUGAUUACACCGAAGGUGACUGGUACAAUACCAGUGUCGAAGAUCAACACCACACACUGGAAUCUCCCCGAAGGAGUGGUUUUGGCCGAUCCCGGCCUCAAUACGCCACAAAAAGUUGACCUGCUAGUUGGUGCUGAGCUGUUCUUCGAUAUCCUGAAACCGAGCCAAUUAAGCCUAGAUGAUAACCUGCCACAGCUGAGAGAUACUCAUCUUGGAUGGAUUGCAUCUGGUGUCAUCGUCGAGCCACAAAUGUCCAACAUUUCCGUCCAGCAUGUCAACCACACUUCCCUUGAAGAUAUCGAGCGAAUGAUGCAGCAGUUCUGGAAAAUCGAGGAAGUGUCUGAUGUUCCGAAGUUGUCAACCGAAAAAAUGGCUUGCGAAACGCACUUUCUAUCCACGUACCAACGUGAUGAGGGCGGUAGAUUUAUAGUGCGGUUACCAUUCAACGAGAACGCUUCUAAAUUGGGUGACUGCCGUGCACUGGCCCUGAAGAGGUUCUUGAUCCAAGAAAAACGCUUGAUGAAUAACCCAGAGCUACAGGCGCAGUACGUUGAGUUCAUUCAGGAGUACGAGGCUCUCGGCCAUUGUCGAGAGAUUUUUGAGGCCAAUGAUCCACCUAACCAGCAGAAGUAUUAUCUUCCUCAUCACGCGGUAUUACGUCCAUCCAGCUCGAGCAGGAAGUUUCGGGGCGUUUUUAAUGCAAGUGCAAAGUCCUCAUCAGAGCAGCUGUCCUUAAACGAAGUUUUUCAAGUGGGUCCAGUAGUACAGAAUGAUUUGCAUUUCAUCAUUCUUCGCUUCAGAAAAUUAAAGAUUGCGUUUUCCGGGGACAUUGCCAAAAUGUACCGGCAAGUACUUCACGCGCCCCAAGACCGACGUUUUCUUCGUAUUUUCUGGAGAGCCCAUCCAUCGCAACCACUGCGAGUUCUAGAACUUUGUACGGUGACCUACGGAACAGCAUCCGCUCCUUACCUCGCGACAAGGUGCUUGGUACAGCUCGUCGAAGAAGAAGGCGAAUUUUUUCCUUUCGCCGCUCGCAUCGUGAAAGAAGAAACUUAUAUGGACGAUGUGCUUUCCGGUGCAGGCUCGAUAGAAGAGGCCAUCGAGGCUCAACGACAACUACAACAGCUUCUAGGUAGCGGCGGAUUCCCGAUACGCAAGUGGUGUUCGAAUUCUCCUGAAUUUCUCGAGCACAUUCCUAUAGAAGAUCAAGAAAAGAGGGUGCCGUUGGCUGAACGAUUGAUCUCUCCAGUAAUUGUUUUGGCAAAACUCCUAGUGCAACGACUGUGGCAACUUAAGAUCGGAUGGGACGAUCUGGUCGAUGAAGACACAGCGCGACAGUGGAAUGAACUACAAGUCUCGAUGUCUUUGCUAACACACAUCGCCAUUCCAAGAUGCGUCACCUUUGAAGGAGCCAUUGCUCACGAGCUGCAUGGUUUUUCCGACGCCUCCACCGUGGCAUAUGGGGCUUGUAACUACCUGCGUAGCCUAUUUGCCGACGGUUCAGCCAAGCUGCGUCUACUUACCAGUAAGCCAAAGGUAGCUCCUCUGGAGGAACUUUCAAUCCCUCGCAAAGAGUUGCGCGCCGCGCGGAUAUUGACGCGGUUGUUAGUAAAAGUAAUACCUGCCUUGGAUAUGGAACUCCGAGAGAUUGUGCUUUGGUGUGACAGCACAAUUGUCCUGGCUUGGAUCAAGAAGCCACUCAAUCAACUCCAGUUAUACAGUAGCUUCCGUAAGAUCCAACGUGUUAUGAGCUACGUCCUGCGAUUCAUUGCCAACUGUCGAAUCAAGGUCCCGACCUCACGAGAUAAAAAUCCUCAUCAAACCAUCUCUGAACUGCGCUCGGCUACCGAAGCUAUCAUACGCGUGGUUCAACAAGUUCACCUGGCUGACGAAAUUCAUCGAGUCAUCAACAAUGAACCCUGA
Messenger RNA from Wyeomyia smithii (pitcher-plant mosquito), 3009 nucleotides. RefSeq lists its product as uncharacterized. The coding region runs from base 1 to 3009 and encodes 1002 amino acids. The record is from RefSeq and is a predicted model, not a curated record. The transcript is spliced from 5 exons. Lineage: Eukaryota; Metazoa; Arthropoda; Insecta; Diptera; Culicidae.